Messenger RNA from Ostrinia nubilalis (European corn borer), 1391 nucleotides. RefSeq lists its product as uncharacterized. The record is from RefSeq and is a predicted model, not a curated record. Gene Ontology annotation, biological process: positive regulation of transcription by RNA polymerase II; cytokine production. The transcript has 3 exons. The coding region runs from base 47 to 1315 and encodes 422 amino acids. Lineage: Eukaryota; Metazoa; Arthropoda; Insecta; Lepidoptera; Crambidae.
AUACAAGUUUGUGGUUGUGAAAGUAUUUUUUUUAUUAAUUUAAACAAUGGACUCGUCGGAUUCCGAAGACGAUUGUUACGGGAACAUAGCACAGAAAUUGCAGCGAAUGAAAAAUAAUUACAAGGAGGAUACGAUAGAAACAACAAACUUAUUGAACGAAUCGACGACAGAGCUUGACGAAAUUGUGAAGAGUGCUGAGUUACUUGCUAAAAAGAGGGCCGAAGCCAGUUUGCAGGAAAAGAAGAAUGAGGAGGCAAGCAAAAAAGAACAGCAAGAUGCGGAUUUACUCGAUACUUUGCUAGCAACUUCGUCGAAAAGAAUGACGCGAUCCGCCGCGAAAAGGGCUAGUUCUGACACCAAUUCGAGUGAAGGUACCGCUCCUAAAAGGGCAAACAGAAGAAAAAGAGGCGGGAAAGCGUCCCAAAGCGACACCAACACUGAUACAACCCCGGAUACCGUGCAAAAUGUAGUUGAAACGCCAAAUGUACAAAAUACCACACAGCCUGUUCAAAAUGUACCUCAAACUCAACAAAAUACUCCUAGAACUAGAGGGAGAGGUAGAGGUAGAGGUCGAGGUGGUAGGAGUAGAGGUAGAAACUCUAGAGGUAUACAUGUACCUAACUUUUGGGGAAUCCCUACAUACAGCGUUGGAAACACAGAUGAGUACCCAGACCAGUCAGAUAGCCAACAACUAUUUAGUUCAAAGCCGAAAUCCGACGACGUAGUGCUAGUUGAAGACUCAGAAGUAUUAGACGAAAACGAAGAGCUAUCCGUUAAAGUGUACUGGCAGAGUUCCGAGUUCUUUAAGUUCAUGAUCAGACGCUUCCAAAAAUUAACACAAAUCUUUGAUUAUUUCUCACAAAAAGAAAAUGUCAGUCAUGAUAAGUUGUUGUUUACGUUCAACGAUCGGAUACUCAAGCCCGAUGACACACCAGACACAAUAAACUAUAGCAUCGUAAAAUUUAUUGACGGGGGUAUUGUUAAUCAGAGUGUAUCAAAGUUAGUCAAAGACGAUAACAAUAAGAAAGACCAGAACGGAAUCAAAUUGAAGUUCCAAUGUCAAAAUGUCAAGAAACCGUUUGAGACGUGGAUCGGUAUCGACGAUAAAGUAGGAAUAGCAAUGAUGAAAUGUGCUGAGCACUUCGAAAUUUCGAUAGAUAAACUGCGCUUCUAUUUUGAUGGAGAUUUAAUAUCAGGUAGACUCACAGCACAGGAGCUGGAGUUGGAAGGCGGCGAAUGUAUAGAUGUACAAAUAAUUACUUUGGGACAGGAGCGGGAAGGCGGUGAAUGUAUAGAUGUACAAAUAAUUAGUUGAUGUUUAAUUAAUAUGUAUUCUAUUAUGUAAUUAAAUAAUUAAAAUUUGUAACUUCUAAUGAAGAGAUUAUUUUUUA